AUGCGUCAUGAGGAGCGCGACGCAGCGCUAGCGUCUCUCAUUCAUGUCCUCGAACCAGCGACCUACCCCCUCGAGGACUAUGACGCAGCACUCGACCGUGCCAACAAUGACGUGAGCCGUGCUGCUGAGUUGCUCCUCCUCGGCUUGGGGGAAGGCUCUGGUUCGAGCCAAGGGUCGAAGGGAAGGAAACGACAACGGGGCAUCGACUUCUUCAUGAAACCAAAACCUUCCUUGACAUCAAGUCCCAACUCCAAACGCGCGAAAGGCAGUUCCACCUCGCGCGACCCUACGCCUCCAGAAGCUCCGCCAGAACCGUUUCCGGAGAUCGAUCGCGAGGCGCAGAAAGGGGCAUGGUCUUCUCUCCUGAAGUCUUCUGCGCCUAAACCACGUCUCGCUUCAGGAUCAGAACCACUGAAGCUUCCUCCACUCCGUCUCGGUACGCCAGCUGCCAUCAAAGCGUCUGGCAUCCCCGUCGCCAUGCUCCAGUCUCCGCUCAGCCCUCAAUUCGCAGCCCAGCUGUACCAUGUCAUGAUGGCCGAGUCGCCGAAGUGGAACUACAACAAGUUUUUCCUGAACGGGCGCGAGUGCAUGUCCAACCACUCUAGCUCGACGUACAGCCGCACACCCAAAGUAUUCGGUAUCUGGCGCGACUAUGUUCUGUCUGGAGCGCCUGUAGAGUACUUUAAAAUGCCACCGGAGCUCGAGAAAGCGGCCCUCCUCGUCGAAGACGCUGUCAACGAGUACCUGGACAGCGUGCCGCGGUAUCCGCUCGAGUGGCGGGGCCGGUGGCGCGCAAACAUGUGCGGCGCAAAUCGCUACGAAGGAGCCGCAGCAACCGUCGGUUUCCACGCCGACCAACUGACAAACCUGGGUCCGUACCCGACCAUCGCCAGUCUUUCGCUCGGCGUCCCUCGCGCAUUCCGGGUGAGACCGAGCGCGUCCGAGCUUGACUCCGGCCCGCUCGAUAACUCUGUCUCGGAAGCUGACCCCAGCAUCCCCCCGCAGAAAGCAAUCGAUAUCUACCGUCCCCAGUGGGACAGGGAGGGCAACCCCGUCCCGCCAGAAAAGCAGGAAACGUACACGUCGCGCAUCAACAUCACCUUCCGCUUUUAUCGUGACGGUAAGCUGCUCCUUCACCCCGAAGCUGACACCCAGACUUCCUCUCAGAACGCACGCCCAAAUGUAAAUGCGAUCUGCCCAUGUGCGUCCCUCCGCGCCGACCAGAAAGGCAAAGUGCGCGCCGCGCACGGGAUCCGGCCCACGAGCGUGAGCACGGUGAACGGGCGCCAGAUCGUGGACGACGGCAUGGUCUUCUUCUGGCAGUGCCAGGGCUCACGGGCCGGCAAGACGGAGUGCAACACGUUCAAGAUCCUUGAUAUCAACGCUGAAGGUCGGGGACCGUGUAUGCGUGACCCGGGGCCUGAUUUCGAGCCGGACGAGGAGCAACAGCCGGUUAAGAAAGAGAUUGACGUGAAGAACGAGCCUAUGGUGAAGUCGGAAGCAGAGGCGGGCCGUGCAGACGAGCACGUGUCUGAUAGACCAAACAAUACACUCGCGAGCCUGCGUCUUCAAUCGUGA
This is a messenger RNA of Trichosporon asahii var. asahii CBS 2479, 1578 nucleotides long. RefSeq lists its product as uncharacterized. The record is from RefSeq and is a predicted model, not a curated record. Bases 1 to 1578 code for a protein of 525 amino acids. Lineage: Eukaryota; Fungi; Basidiomycota; Tremellomycetes; Trichosporonales; Trichosporonaceae. Gene Ontology annotation, cellular component: nucleus. Gene Ontology annotation, biological process: DNA alkylation repair; DNA repair. The transcript is spliced from 5 exons. Gene Ontology annotation, molecular function: dioxygenase activity.